Messenger RNA from Colletotrichum navitas, 537 nucleotides. RefSeq lists its product as uncharacterized. NCBI's taxonomy places the organism in Eukaryota, Fungi, Ascomycota, Sordariomycetes, Glomerellales, Glomerellaceae. The record is from RefSeq and is a predicted model, not a curated record. Bases 209 to 481 code for a protein of 90 amino acids. The transcript has 2 exons.
GAAUGCAGUUGGACGGAACAUGAUAAUGUUUAUGGUUUGGAAGUGGGGGGAGGGGGUGUGUGUGUGUCGCUUCGGUCCGGCUCAGUCGCACCCCCCUCUCCUAAUCACUUAAAGGAUAAGCUCGGGGGGGGGGCCGGCGGAGGUCCAACGGCGUCUUAACCUACCUACCUAUCUUCCUGGACUCUGGACGUUGACAAGUAGCAUCUACAUGUCCAUCACCUCCAGCCGAAAGCGACAGGUCGCAAUCUCACGCACCUCCUCCUCCUCCUCCUCAAGCAGGAUAUCGGAUGGUCAAAAGUGUAAAUUCUCCCCUCGUUUGAACCGUCCUCGGGCUUCAUCAACAGACGCCGUACCCCGGCUCUCCCCGUGCCGGCCAGGCCUUGACCAGGCGUUGCGAUUGGCGAACAGGGGUGUACGGAAUGCUCCUACCGGUAGUCCUCGGCGGGUGUGUCCGUCUGGGGUUUGGAUGAUUUGGAUCUAAGCCAUAAAAGGGGAGGGAGGGUGGAUGGGAUGCUGGUCAUGCUUGAGCCAGGAUCG